UUUUUUUAAAACCCCAAACAAAUGGGAUUUGAUUCGCUCGGAGCGCGCUGAGUCACGGAACCCCCGCGCCCCGGAGCCACCCGGCCCCGCGCCCGGAGCCACUGCCGGGACACUCUGGGGGGCCCGGGGGUCCCCAUCGGGCACAGCCAAGCUCCGAAGGAACCCGGAGCCUCACCUGGAAGGAGGGAUCUCAGCCCCACCUGAGCACAGCUGAUGGGGCAUUGAGUGGGAAUUCACCGCUUUUACCGCUGUUUUUGGCAGCUCUGAAGGACCCCAAACCUUCCCCCGGCAGGAGCCGAUGCGAUGGAGAGAGAUCAGCCCCACCUGGGCUCAGACCUGACCACCCCGUACCUGAGGAAGGCUCCCACGCCCCCCGGCCAUGAGGACGCCGACACGGCCGUGAUCGCAGUGGUGAUCACCCUGGUGUUCCUGACGCUGCUGACCGUGCUGGCGGUGAUCGGGAUUUACCUGUACCGCAACCAGGGCUCCUACCGCACCUACGAGCAGCCCGAGCCGGACACGGCCCCGCGGGAGGAGCCUCCGGCCAAGGAGAAGGAGGAAUAUUUUAUCUAAGGACGCGCCUGGCAUCCACACAGGUCCCGAAGUUCCCUGGAGCUGGGGGGUCGACGUGAAUUUUCAGGGGUUAGGAUGCUACCUGAAUUCCCUGGCAUCAGGGAUCUGCCCAAAUUUCCUGGAGUUGGGGAUCCGCGGAAAUAUCCCGGAGCUGAGGAUCUGCUGGAAUUUCUUGGAGGUGGGGGAUCUUCCUGAAGGGGAAUCUGCCUAAAUUCCCUGGAGCUGGGGCUCUACCUGCAUUUUCUGGCUUUGGGGUUCUGCCUAAAUUGCUUGGAUUGGGGGAUCCACCUCAAUUGAAAACCUGCCUAAAUUCCCUGGGGUCGAGGUUCUGCCUAAAUCUCCUGGAGCUGGGAUCUGCCUGAAUCCCCUGGAGCCUGUGAUUUCCCUAAAUUCCCUGGAGCUGGGGUUCUGCCUAAAGCUGAGGAUCUACAGCUGGUUUUGUUUGGUUUGUUUGGUUUUUUUCCUUAAUUUAUGAAGCCAACCAUGGAAGGAUUACAUGGGU
Pyrgilauda ruficollis (rufous-necked snowfinch) is the source of this 1075-nucleotide messenger RNA. RefSeq names its product small cell adhesion glycoprotein (gene SMAGP). NCBI's taxonomy places the organism in Eukaryota, Metazoa, Chordata, Aves, Passeriformes, Passeridae. Bases 304 to 573 code for a protein of 89 amino acids. The transcript is spliced from 4 exons. The record is from RefSeq and is a predicted model, not a curated record.